ACGGUAUUUAAUAUUAAUCUUAUUUUUUAAUCAUCAAACGAGGCGUAACUAGUUACGUUGUUUGUACAUGUCUGUCGGUCAAGGAUUAGAGUCAUCAUUAGUUUUCGACUUUUACAUUUACACUUCUUGCUUUGGUUACUAGAUCUAAACCCGUUUAAGAUAAACAGUUUAAAAGUUUAAUAUGUAUAUGUAAUUAUAAAGCAAUUCAGGUUGUAACUAAUAUUACCAAUAGUCCAAAUACACUACAACUGGUACUUAAAGGUUUUUUUGCUAUCAAUUGGAAGGAUAUUGGGCAGAUAAAUGGUUUAAAGUCAAUUCAACCUUAAGCGGUGACGUUUUAUCUAUCCUUAUAUCGGAUACCUUAGAUUGAAAAAAGGUAGCGCGAAUCGGGAAUAUUUUUUAACGGUUUAUUUGCGAGUUAAAAAUCGUGACUGUGGAAUAUAGAUAAAUGAAACGAAACGUGUGUAAAUUAUUUGCUUUUUUUGUGACGGGAGAUAGGAAUGGAAGAUAAUCAUGGGUAUUUGCUGUUCGGUGCGAAUUGAUUUCAAUAACUAAUAGUUGCUCACUUGGAUUAAAUGCACUUAAAAAAGAUCGACAACUUGAUGAAAUAAUAUAAAAGGGGUCAUUGGAUUUUGAGGUAAGAAUUGUAACAUAAGAAGCCAAAGUAAAUAAAAGCCUGUGAAGAGAUGAAAUGAAAAAGAGGUUUUAGAAAAUAGCUUGCAAUUAACAAGUGGUAUUUUUAUGUCAUUUUUAAAAAGAUCGCUGAUGUCUUUUUUAUUUAUCUUUUUAGGAUUGAAAAAAGAACUUUAGCCUGCAUACAAUUUACUGAAGGACUUUUUUCUGAUAUAUUGCACGAUAUAUCCAUCAAUGUGAUUUAUAUUGGAUUUUAAAACUUAAUAACCCUGUAAUCAUAUAGUGUACAUCUUAAGCAAAUAUCCCAUUUUCCGCUGUAAUAGUGGAAGAAAAAUAGGUGAUUUUGGAAGAGAAGAAUGUUAUGAAUAGCGAGAGACUUCACUCGUAGUUAUCAUUUAAAUAGCGGUAAAAUGGCGCAUCAUCGUCGCGGAGGAAAAGGGGCAAGAAACGAUAUUAUUAACGUAACUGAGAUUGACGAUGAUUUGGACGAGUUUUCUCUGUCCAACAAACCAAAGACAAUAACAAGUGGAAUAAACGGGCAUGUGAAGCCGAAAUACACGGAUCCGUUAACUUCAAAAAGCUAUAAGGACCCAUUAAAGACAAUAACCGUAAAAGAUCCGUUUGCAGAGAAGAGUAAACUUAAUGUAAUCAGCAAUCAUAAAUUACCUGAAUCGUCGUUGAACAAUGACAGUAUUUUCACAAAGAAAACGUCGCAAAGUUCAUUGACUGUGCAAACCGGACAAAAAAGUGGAAUUUCUACGCAAAGUAGUUCGCACGCGACAUCAACGACGACGACAACAACACCAGCGCCCUCACGCGGAUUCGCAUCUUCGUCUACGCAAUUUACAAGAAAUCAGCAAUUUACGACAAUACAAACAAACAAAAGGAAUAAUUUACCAUCAAGGAUAAAUAAAAACCAGAAAGGAUUUAGUCGCGAGGAAAAAGACAUGUACAUUGAUGACAUUGAAGAUUUUUAGUAUUGAUGUAUACGUUAUUGAAACUUUAUUUAUUUUGUUGCAUUUAUAUCUUUAAAAUUAAAUUUUAACUUUACAUUCACAUUUUUUACCUUUAAAUUUUAUGUUGUCAUAGCUGGAGUUUUCCUUUACUAAAUUACUUACUGUAUUGAAAUAAAACAAUAGCUGUAAUGUA
This is a messenger RNA of Ruditapes philippinarum (Manila clam), 1782 nucleotides long. RefSeq lists its product as uncharacterized. The coding region runs from base 1044 to 1610 and encodes 188 amino acids. The record is from RefSeq and is a predicted model, not a curated record. The transcript has 2 exons. Lineage: Eukaryota; Metazoa; Mollusca; Bivalvia; Venerida; Veneridae.